CUGUUCAUUGGGGAAAAGUUUAAAUGAUUCCGAGUAUUUCCUGAUGAUGGCCAACUUGUCCAGAACAUUAGAAAAGAUCAAGAAUGGGAAGUUGGUGGAUAUACAGGGUGAUGUUGAGAGGAUUGUGGAGUUGGGCGGCAAGGACGGUACCGAGGGUCAACAGAUGGUCCGUCGCUGCUCCAGGUACGCGUUCGAGAACCAGAACCUGGAGCGGCCGGUGUUCUCCGCCAUGAUGGAUAUUAUCGACCUGGUCAUUAAACACCAACACGUCCGCCUUGCCACUGAACCCUUGUUCCAUCUUAACUCUAUCUUUUACAUCAUUACUCUUGCUGCUCGGAGGAAGGAUCUUCACCAGUACCUGACUGGACUGAUGGCAGGUUUAGAGCCUUACGUGAGUCAGUGUGACGCCACAAAGGGGGACGUUCAAGACAUGCUCAAGGCCUUAUCUCAAUGUGUGUGGGAGGCUAGUCUGGCCAAUGCCUCGCCUCAACAAACUCUCAUCUUACAGAGAUUUUCACUACAGUACCUCACUGCCGCGGGAACGAGCGUAGUUGAUGUUUGCCAAAAAGUAACGAGAGUGCACCAGACUUUUACACGAGCACAAAAGUCAGAAGAAAACCUUGAUAAGUUUUAUGAGUUUGCCAUCAACAUGUUAACCACGGGGAGAGUUGAGACAGAGAAGACGUACGAUGGAGAGGAUGUGUUGGCUGUGUUUGGUCUAGUCAUGGAGUAUGCCAAGAUUGUUGAUAAACUGGACAAGUUUGCAAGCUUCAGUAAAAUCACUCGACCCUUCGUCACUUUUUUUGAAAGCAUUUGUGAAGAACAAAUAAUAUUGGCCCUGAAAGUUGGCCUGAAGCUGGUGGAGGUGGGGAUGGCUCUUAAGGCCGGCAAGUGUAAGGAAGAGAUGAUCGUUAAGUUGGUGAUGUCGUGUAGUUUCGUCUCCAACAUCUUGGAGCCAAACACAAUCGUACUAGUGAGCUUACUGUACACUACAGAACUGUUUGAGUACGAGGGGAACGAAGAUGCUUUGCACUCUCUAAGUAGUGAGACGUUGGCACUCCUGGUUAAGACUCUGCUGGCCAGAUGCAUCCCACCACUACCAGAGGACAUCAUCAGGAAGGUGGUCACUGUCCUUCACCUACAGUUGGGUUACUUUGUGGAACAGGUGAGUACUUCUACAGACCAGAACAAGACGUUGACUCAAGCCCUACACUGGGUCACGAAGGCAAAUUCUUUCAUUGCCACCUACUGCACUGAUACAGCACACGCGUUGACCGGUAUAUACAAUGUUGGCGUAAACUCGGGUAACUUGGGAGUGUUGGCGUUCCGGAACAACAGGUACGACAUGGCCGCCAAAAUCCUGGAGAUGUAUGUGGACAUGCUGUACAGAUAUCACACAGCAGCCUCACAGGAGAUGAAGAACCUCGUAGGUCCGUCAAUAAGCAAGAAGAUACGGUUGUGGAGCGACUCCCUGAGGUACAACGAGCAGUGCUGGGAGGCUGGUGUGGCUGCUGCUCGGGGACACCUCAUGGGCUUCCUGUCUCGGGAGGACCUGUUCACUAUGUGGAUUAAGUGCAAAAGGGACGUCGUAAAAUAUAAAAAUAAAACAUUAAAAGGUUUAACUGUGUGUGAUGUUGUGAGUGAAGCCCAGAAGAAGUACGGUAAGGCAGAGGGAGUCUCGAUCAACGAGGAUGAACUACUUCUGACAGAAAUCAAGUAUUAUAUGAAACAAGAUAAUGACACAUUUAUGGAUAGACUCUCAUGUGGGAGGAAACUGGUUGAGUGUGGGAACAGUGUGAAGAUAAAGGUGCGAGGCCUUCUGGCAGUGAGUGAGGCACUGUGGCACUGUCCUAAACUCGCUACUCUUCAACAGGAGGCCUUAAACAGUGCUAACACAGCCAUUAACAUGUUAAAGGAAGCCUCUUGUGGUGGUGAAUGUGACCCCAGCCUGCAGGAACUGAAGGCUAUGGCAUACUUCUGGGUCUACCUGUGUCAAUUGCAAGAAAUGUCAGAUAUAGUGGCAGAACAGGUUAAAGAUUUGGAGAAGCCUGUAUCCCUGACUGCUCAAGCUACAGACCUUGGGGAGGAGGUUCAGGAGAAUGAUGAAUGUCAUGUUCGUCCUGCAGCCGCUUCUCUCACACUACAUGACCAGGACGUCUCCCUCACUCCCCUUCACACUGCACUCAAGAUCUGGGAGGAGCUUAGUUCUCAGGACGUGACCCUCGGAGACGUGGAGAUGACGUGCGAGUGUCUGACAUCCGCGGGCUAUGUAUAUCAACUGUGUGGUGUGGUCGCUCCCACUGUGAGGGCUUGGGUCUCUCUUGUGUCCAUAGCUCGCAGGUAUUCUCUUCACACCUUCCUCAUUAAAGGUAUAAAUGAGCUGCUACUAGUAGUUCCUGAGUUAGUGCCUGUUGAGCUUGUGAAGGAGGUGGAGGCAGCAGUGGCAUCCUACCAAGAAGCUAAUGCUCAAGAUUCUUCUCUUAUCUACCUCAACAUCACCACCACUGCUGCCAUAGCUUACUACCACUUCAAGAUGGGACAGUACAAGGAAGGUGGGGAGUAUAUAAGUCGAGCCCUGAAGACAAAGGUAAUGGAGAAGCAGACCAUCGGAGCCACAGAGGUGCAGACCCUGGUGCACCUGGUGGCCUCUCUCUAUGCUUCGCUGCCCCCAUGGCUGCUGCAGCCUGACCACCGGCCCUCAGAACCCUGUGCAUUCUUGGCCUUAAUGGCAUGCAGGCAGUCCAUAGCUCUUAUGAAAACAAAUACAUCGUCUAUAAAUAAUGAAUUGAUAUGCUGGAGGCACAAACUAGCUUGGCUGCACAUAAUAACAACCACCUGGAUGGGACAUCUGUUCAUAAACUCUGUCCAGCCUCGACCAGCAAGAGCCUACCUCAAGGAGUCUUUCAGGAUUGCUCAGAAAAUGGCACUUCCUCUCAGAACUGCAGAGUUACUGGAGUUGCUGGCAUGGGUAGACCUCCAGUGUGACCAGGUUGAUGACUGCUUGUUUAAGAUUGACAUUCUAAAGUCUAUCCUUGUGGUUCAUUCACCAUGUGACCAAACUGUAGCAACCAUAGUACCUGAGUUUUCUAAGCUAACCAUAUCCCACAACAAGUCUAAAAGUAAGAAAGUACGACAACAACCUCAUCAUCAGAAGACGGGCAGAGUUGUGUUUGAGGAAAGCGAGAAGAUGAGGGCAGCGAGUAGGCUGCCAGAAUUUAAACUAAGGAAAAUAACUGGUAACCCAGCAGUGGUCAAGAUUGGAUCACAAAAUCAACUCGUUCACUUUGGUAAUCAAGAGCAGCCCACUUCUCCAAUCACGGACCAUCUCAAGAAGACGACGGUACUACAGUUUGAACCCUGCCCGAGGAGGACCUCCGAGUGUGAUACGUGUGCCACACCUGCUGUUCAGUACCUCUGUAUCUCAACAAAUGUACUCUUAGGACGAAUACAUUCUCUUCAGGGACAGAGUGGAGUGGCUCACAAAUGCUUCAAUAUGGCUAAGGAGUUGUACAAUGACGUACUUGAGAAGGGACCUGAAAUAUCCAGUCAUCUGGCUGCUCUUAUAGACAAGAAACAAAUAGGAAAACUGACUUCAUCCUCCAGCUUUAUUCUGUCGAGGCUAAACCUGGUACGUCUUCAGACUUUACAUGGUAUAGUUGAGUGUCUGGCUCUAAGGAAGGAAUAUGAAGAAGCACUCAGUGUUAACUUACAAGCACUGCACACUGUGAGCCAAUUAGAUCGUCGGCAAAUGUUCGAAAGUCAGCAGUUUAUCAUCCAACUUAUCCUUCAAGGUCAAGCCUUAGAGAGGAUACUAAAACAGGUGGAUGCUGGUGACAGUAGUGGUGAAGUAUGUGAACAAAGCCCAAACAAACAAGAAGAAAAAUAUAACAGUGGUUGGGUUACCCCAUUAAAGACUAAGGCUGAGGUAGAGACAAGCUCCUGCAUUAAAUCAUCACGGCAAUAUCUCGGUGUCCCCAAGCCGGGAAGAUGUCACGAAAAAUCUUUCUGUAUUUACAGUGAUGAUGAUUUGCAAGACCAAACCUCGACUAAAAAAAUGCCUCCAACACGACCAAAGAAAAAAAUACCCAUGACAUCAAUGAAAACGUUGGCUGUUGAGACAAAGGCAACUGGCGCUUCCUCUAGAAAGAAAAAGAAUGUGGUGAAGAAAAUAUCUUGUCUCAAUGAGACAGAUUCAGAUGAAUGUACCACAAAACUGGCUCUAAAUAUGCCAGAUUUCAGUCCACUUUCUCCUGCUAACAGAGACACUAAUCCAUCUAUAAAAGAAGCAGAGAGUGUAAUUAGUGACAGGUGUUUGUCCCUAACUGGUAAAUCAAUAACCAAGAAAAAGGUUGGUCAUAAAACCAAGGAGCCAUCGUGUGUGAUGGAGGUGAUUGAUGUCAGUGACACGGAAAGCUGCCCAAAUGAUAACUCAAACGGUAGUGAUGACAUGGAGGUGUGUUAUGAAUCUGAAAAUAAGGUUUUCUUAAACAAAGGAAGGGCUUCAGCCAAAGAUGAAAAGCAAACAAAAGAGCCUAAAUCCAAAACCAAGACAACUACAGGAGUGAAGCCGACCAGCAGUAGGCAGCCGUCCUCUGCCAGAACAAGAACAACUAGAUCUCUAAGAUUAAUAUGAUGGACAAAAUUCAUAGAUGAUGUUUUUAAUUUUGAUGACUACAUUUCCCCGCUGCCUGUAAAUUACACCAAUAUAUUUUUCUACCAUACAGUAUUUUAUAUUGAGAUGAGUAGUACAGUACAGUACAGUACAGUACUGUACUGUGAGUAGAUGAAAUUAUCCAGUAUUAAUAGGUAAUAUCGGUGCAGUAGUACAAUUUCCAGGUACUGUACUGGAUUUGGUUUGGAAGUAGAAUUAUUGAACACACACAUAAUAUUUACCUUAAUACUGUAGGUGAAGACUACUCUUAAUUGCAUGUGAAUUGCCAAAGAACUGUAAGUAUCCAAAUGUUAAUUUUAUGAUGCAAUAAAAGUUCAUAACUUAGAAACACAAAAUAGUUGUAAAUGUGUAGAUGUUACUGCAGACAGUUUUUAGUGGAUAUUUACAUUUUAAGGAAUAUAAUUAUAUUUUUUAUGGAAAUAUUACAAAUGUCUUGACCAGGUUGCAUGAUUUUUGGUAGAGAAAUAGAAAUUAAAACUAUUGAUUGAAUGUUUGUACUGUCGUUAUUUUCAUUGAGUCCGAGAUUAACGGUAAAUUACAUUAUUUUUUAAGACUUCAAAAUAAUAUACUGGUAUUCAUUAAUAAAGUCAUAUUCCACCAUC
Messenger RNA from Homarus americanus (American lobster), 5274 nucleotides. RefSeq lists its product as uncharacterized. The transcript has 21 exons. Bases 44 to 4633 code for a protein of 1529 amino acids. The record is from RefSeq and is a predicted model, not a curated record. Lineage: Eukaryota; Metazoa; Arthropoda; Malacostraca; Decapoda; Nephropidae.